AUGUCUUCUCCUGUCAAGUUCUCCUUCGCUUACUCUGAGAUGCCCUUGUCUUCCUCUUCUCCUACUGAGAUGUCCAUGCCUUCUCCUGCUGAGUGGAUGUCGCCUUCUUCCAAGAAGUCUGCUGCUUCCAUCAUGUCUUCUCCUGCUUCGAAGAUGUCUUUUGUCACCCCCAAGAAGACCUCUUUCGCUGCCGACAUGUCUUCUCCUACUUCAGAGAUGUCUCCUGCGCCUCUCAAGUUUACUCCCAAGAAGUCCUCUCCUGCCACCGAGUCUGUGCGCACCAGAGCCAACUCCAUCGACUCCAAGUGCACCACCUUCAGCGACAUCAUCAAAGCUCUCGACGAAACCCACGGCCGCAUUGCCAGCAUGGGCGUCGACGACAUCAAGCAAGACCGCAUCGACAGCAUGCACUCCCUCUCCGACGCCGACAAGUCCAAGAUGACCUACCACCGCGCCUUCGACACCAAGAAGUACAUGAAGGACUACGAGAACGGCGACAUCACUCUGCGUCAGAUCCAGCUUGCUGCCAACGCUAUCAAGCUGCCUGAGGAGCACCGUGCCGACUGGAUCGCUGUCAACGGCAAGUUUCCUGAGCCUGCAUGUGGUUAUGGCAAAUGCACCUACGACCCUUACCCUGGUCCUACCAAGCGCAGACGCGACACCAUCUCCGACAAUAUCGAGGAGGCUGUCAAGAAGGUCAAGAAUGCCUUUAGCAAGUGA
Molecule: messenger RNA, 720 nt
Organism: Aureobasidium namibiae CBS 147.97
Lineage: Eukaryota; Fungi; Ascomycota; Dothideomycetes; Dothideales; Saccotheciaceae
Exons: 2
Coding region: 1-720 (239 amino acids)
Source: RefSeq, a predicted model, not a curated record